GGUGCGGGCGGCAUGGCGGCCCUGCGGGGAGGUCGCUGGUUCCGCAGGGCCCGGGGGGCCUCGGCGUGGGGAGGCCAGAGGCGCGGCCUGGCAGGGCCCAGCGACUUCGAUCUCGUCGUCAUCGGCGGCGGGUCCGGGGGCCUCGCCUGUGCCAAGGAAGCCGCCGAGUUGGGGAAGAAGGUGGCCGUCUUGGACUACGUGGAGCCCUCUCCCAGAGGAACCAAGUGGGGUCUCGGCGGGACCUGCGUCAACGUGGGCUGCGUCCCCAAGAAACUGAUGCACCAGGCGGCCCUCCUGGGAGGGGCCAUCCGGGACGCCCGCUACUACGGCUGGAACGUGGUUGGCCCCGUCCGGCACGACUGGAGCAAAAUGGCCCAGGCCAUUCAAAAUUACGUCAAGUCCUUGAACUGGGGCCACAGAGUACAGCUUCAGGAUAGGAAAGUCAAGUACUUCAACAUGAAAGGCAGUUUUGUGGACGAGCACACCGUCCGUGGCUUGACGAAAGAUGGCGAAGAGACGCUGAUCACAGGGGAGCACGUCGUCAUCGCCACCGGAGGAAGGCCCCGCUACCCGGCUCACAUCCGAGGAGCGGUGGAGCACGGCAUCACCAGCGAUGACCUCUUCUGGCUGAAGGAGUCCCCAGGAAAAACGUUGGUGGUUGGCGCCAGCUAUGUUUCCUUGGAAUGUGCUGGAUUUCUCACGGGGAUUGGAUUGGAUACCACGGUAAUGAUCAGAAGUAUCCCGCUUCGAGGAUUUGACCAGCAAAUGUCUCUGCUGGUCAAGGAGUCCAUGGCGUCCCUCGGCACCCGGUUUCUGGAGCAGUGCACCCCCACCGACGUCGAGAAGCUGCCGGAUGCCCGCCUGCGGGUCACGUGGACCGACGGCCGCUCGGGCGGGCGAGGGACGGACGAUUUUGACACCGUGCUGUGGGCCGUAGGUCGGGCUCCCGAGACCAAGGCUCUGAACCUGCGGGAGGUGGGCGUGGAGCUGAACCCGAGCUCCCGGAAGAUCAUCGUCGACGCCGGGGAGACCACCUCGCUGCCCCACGUCUACGCCAUCGGGGACGUCGCCGAGGGUCGCCCCGAAUUGACCCCGACAGCCAUCGCGGCCGGGAGGCUCCUGGCCCGACGCUUGUUUGCCCGGAGCUCGGAGCUCAUGGACUACGACAACGUGCCCACUACGGUGUUCACCCCGCUAGAGUAUGGCUGCGUGGGGCUGUCCGAGGAACGGGCCGCGGAACGCUACGGAGAGGAGAAUAUCGAGGUGUUCCACGCCUAUUACAAACCUCUGGAGUUCACCGUGGCGGACAGGGAUGCCUCUCAGUGCUACGUAAAGAUGGUCUGCCUGCAGGAAAGGGACCUGAAGAUUGUCGGCCUCCACUUCGUUGGCCCACAUGCCGGUGAAGUGAUUCAAGGAUUUGCUCUCGGAAUAAAGUGCGGCGCGACCUACGCCCAGCUCAUGCAGACGGCCGGCAUCCACCCGACGUGUGCCGAGGAGGUGACCAAGCUUCGCAUCACCAAGCGCUCCGGGCUGGACGCCACGGUCACGGGCUGCUGAGGGUAAGCCCCCGGCCGCCCUCAGCCGAACGAGCAGAGAGCGCCCAGACUCCACCCGUCCGUCCGUCCGUCCGUCCGUCCCAGUAAGUCUCCCGGUGACCGGCCUCCCCAUCACCUAGCGCUCCGGGUCCGACGCCACGGUCACGGGCCACCUAGGUAAUCCCCCGGCCGAGCGAGCACCCAGCCUGCGGACUCCGCCCGUCCACCCCAGGAAGUGACCGGCCCCCCCAUCGCCGACCCGCUGCGGCCGAGCGAGCGGAGGGUACGCGGACGCCGUCAACCCGUCGGUCCGUCCGUCCGUCGAUUCCAGGAAGGCCCGGGUGAUCUCCCCCACGGCUCGAGCCCCCGGUUUGGGAGCGGUUGAGGCCCCCAGGCCCCCACCGCGGCAGGUCCAGAUCUCGAGGCGCCCCCUCCCGCGGUAGCACACCGUCGCCCCGCCGUCAGUCAGCCGUCCGCCGAGAACGGCCACUCUCCGACUGGAGUGGCACUCCCCUGUGGACGGGCAAGCCCGGGACCCAGAACGAGGCCGACCCCGGACCAUCCACGGGACAGUGGACGCCAGAGCUGGGGGCGGAGGGACGUGUCGGGAUCCCAGCCCCCGGUGGGAUGAGCCAGUCCGCUCCCCGGCAAGCUGACGGGGCCCGAGAGGCUCCCGGGGUUGGGGAGUGACGGUGCCCCACGCCCCACCGUGCCCUCGGUCCGAAGCCAGUGCGAUCCACCCCCACCUCUGAGGCCCUCGAGCAGCAUUGGAGGGGCUCGGUGGGGGCCCGGGGCAGCGGAGCCGAGACCGGCGGCCAUCGGCCGGCGAGGCGGAGUCGCCGUGGCCCGCAGCGGCCCUCGGGGUGGCCGGCCAGGAGGACCAGACGCUGGUUCUUUCCGUGCCGUCCAGAAGGGGGAGGUGCCGCCUCACGGGUGGAGGCCGGGAGAGGAGCCGGCCCGGGGCCCGGAGAGGUAGAGCCGGUCUGGCCACACCGGGGUCCGGGGGUUAUUGCUCAGUGGGGAGACCCGGAGGCCCCCGCUCAUUCCCGUGCCGUUCCGAACUCGCCCUGCGGUCGCGGCAAGGACUCCCGGAGCGGGGGCCUCCCCUCUCCGUCUUCGCGGAGAAAGCCCGAGUCCAGGGGGCAGUCUCCGUAGGUGGAAGUCGGGACGUGACCGGCGGAGAGGGGAAGGGGGUCUCGGCCCCCGGGGAUGUGCCUUCUGUGAGGCCCAGCAGAGCGACCUGGUGUAUUUUUCAGUCUUGUGAUGCUGAGGGUUCUCCCGGCUCCCCCGCCCCGAACCCGUGAUUGUGCGUGGGAAGGCGGAAGGGCCGUGAGGCGCGGACGGAAACGGCUGCUUCCUGCCCUCCUCACCUGGUGCCGAGGGCCGCCGUUAGCGCCCAGCCCGCCCGCGGGUCUCGGUGUCGCUUCUCCCGGCCGGGCGGCCUCCGAACCCGGGGCGCGUCGGUCACGGGUUGCCGCCUCUCUGUCCUCCAGGCCUGUGGUGGGGUGAUGUCGCCGAAGGGUGACUUCGCUGGGGGCUCCGUGGGGGUCCGGCCCAGGGGGUGGGUAGGGAGGCGUGACGUUCGCUUCCCUUCCGCUGCCCCCGCCCGAGCUGCCGCGGCCAGCGCGUGCCCAGGACCGCCCUGGAAGCGGCAGAAUCCACACCAGAGCGGCCCGGGAGCGGCGCCUCAAUCUUCUGCGUGUCGGGUGCCGACCAAACCCAGGACCGCGGCCCCCAGGCGUGCUAGAGCGGGAUAGGCGAGUGGCGCGGGACCCCCGAGACGGUCCUUCCCUCACCGACGGGCGGGCUGAUCGCGUGCGCUCCACGGGCCGGCCCGCCCCUUGCCCUCGGACCACCUGGGCCGGGCCGCGAGGCGCCCCCGGGCUCGGGCGGAACCAUCUUGCGACGCGUUGGCCGGAGCGAGAAGGCCCGGCCAGCUCCUUGAGAAUGCCAGUUAAUGACGCCUCGUCCGGAAACCCACCCGGUGGGCCGGGUGAGGCUGAACGAUCCUGGCAUCCGUGAGGUUGUUGGCUUCCAAUAAAGAAGAGCGUUAACAGAA
This is a messenger RNA of Ornithorhynchus anatinus (platypus), 3594 nucleotides long. RefSeq names its product thioredoxin reductase 2 (gene TXNRD2). The record is from RefSeq and is a predicted model, not a curated record. Gene Ontology annotation, molecular function: thioredoxin-disulfide reductase (NADPH) activity; glutathione-disulfide reductase (NADPH) activity; flavin adenine dinucleotide binding. Gene Ontology annotation, biological process: cell redox homeostasis; cellular response to oxidative stress; glutathione metabolic process. The coding region runs from base 13 to 1557 and encodes 514 amino acids. Lineage: Eukaryota; Metazoa; Chordata; Mammalia; Monotremata; Ornithorhynchidae. Gene Ontology annotation, cellular component: cytosol; mitochondrion. The transcript is spliced from 17 exons.